Molecule: messenger RNA, 1892 nt
Organism: Harmonia axyridis
Lineage: Eukaryota; Metazoa; Arthropoda; Insecta; Coleoptera; Coccinellidae
Product: pyruvate kinase-like
Exons: 1
Coding region: 141-1796 (551 amino acids)
Biological process (GO): glycolytic process
Cellular component (GO): cytoplasm
Molecular function (GO): potassium ion binding; pyruvate kinase activity; magnesium ion binding
Source: RefSeq, a predicted model, not a curated record
UUCACUGCUGUCAGAAACUUGUCAAAAUCUUAACGUUCUUCGAAAUUCAACGUACGUUUCUUAUCGAAAUUUUCUGUUCAAGUUAUACCAUUUAAAAAUCGUUUGUAUAUUGAAUUCAUUCGUAUAUUUUCUGUGUAAAAAUGUCCCAACCCGCUGCAGCAUAUUGUCCCAAAUUGCCAUGGAUGGUGGAUUUCUACACAUCUGCAGAUGGUAAAAUUCACAAUCAGCAACUGAAGGCAGCUUUUGCCAGAACCUACAUAGACCACUUGUGCCAUCUCAGCCCUGAGUCUGUAGCAGCAAAACAUAGAACAACACAAAUGGUUUUCACUAUACCAGAAAAUAUAACAGUGUCGGCUAUUGAUGAACUACUCAUUGCUGGCAUGAGUAUGGCAAGAAUACCUAUGACGAUUUCCAAAGAUAAAUGUAUGGAAACGAUCAAUAGGCUCAGGCAUACUUGUGAUCGAUUCAGUAAGAAGUUAGGACGUCUCUAUCCUCUUGCUAUAGCUCUGGAAUUCAGAGGUACAGAAAUACGAACUGGCAAUUUACAAAAUGCUAAUAAAAAACCAAUUCGCUUGGAGAAGGGCCGUGAGACAAAGAUAACAACAGACCCAUCCUUCGAGAAUCUUGUAACACCAGAACUCAUUUACGUUGAUUACCAGAAAAUAAGCAAACUUGUUCAGCCAGGAGAUAAACUCCUUCUGGAUAAUGGAAAAGUCACUUUGUCAGCUCUGGAAGUCGCAGAAGAAAUGAUAAAAUGUAUAGUUGAUAAAACUGGUGAUCUGAACAGUAACGUCGCGGUCACUCUGGUGAAUGCUCCUGUUGAAGUUGAAGAAAUUGGUGAUGAAUACAUGAAAAAUAUUGAGUUCGCUUUGGAGAUGCAAGCAGACGCUGUAAUCAUGACAACAAUAGUGGACGAGAGAAACAUCAGGCUGCUCCAAGAAAAGCUACAAGAUGAGGAACGAAAAAUGCUGGUGAUUGCAAAGAUAGGAAACAGCCAAGCCUUAGAAAAUUUCGACGAUAUCGUGAAAACAGCUGAUGGUAUAUUCGUAGGAUCAACUGAACUCAUCGGGGAACUUCCUAGAGAAAAAAUAUUUCUAGUUCAGAAGUCUUUGAUAGCCAGAUGUAACAAGGUAGGGAAGCCUGUUAUGUGCAGCCUAGAGGUGGCAGAAUAUGGUGCCCUUUCCGAAGCAGAAAUAACUAAGAUCGUGAGUUUCAUAGACGACGGUGUUGACUGUUUCGUUUUAACACAGUGCGAUAUAGAUAACAACCUUUACUAUGAAACUAUAAGGCAGAUUAAUAUGAUUUGUAGAGAAGGAGAAUCUGCAGCGCAUCAAAGGAGGAUCUUCAGUGAACUGACUGACUGUUUUGUAUGGUCUGCAGAGCCAAUAUACUCCCUUGCCAUCUCAGUUGUCGAGUCUUCUUUCAAAUGCAACGCAGCAGCUAUAGUGAUCGUAACCAGAACAGGGAGAUGUGCUAAGAUCUUGUCACGAUUCAGGCCAAGAUGUCCGAUCAUAGCUGUGAUUAAGCUGGAGCAGAACGCCAAACAGCUGCAAAUUUACAGGGGGAUCACUCCGAUUAUAUUCAUUUCGAAAUACGGUUCCGAUUGGAAUGCAGAAGUUGAAGCUAGGGUCCAGUUGGGAAUAACUUUCGGCAAACUCAGCGGAUUCAUAAGGAUGGGGGAUAUAGUAAUUGUCGUAUGUGGGUCUAAGAGAAGUUCCGGUUUCACUAAUACCAUGAAGAUUGUUUUUGCCUCGGAAUUCGAUGCUGUGAAGGCUAGCGAGGAUGGAGAUCAUUGAACUUUAAUUUUAGGAUUUAAAAAAAUCAUUUUUCGUUGAAUGCUUUGUGUGACUGUCUGUGUUUUCGUUUUAUGAUAUAAAAAAAUCUGAAAUCUG